Molecule: messenger RNA, 957 nt
Organism: Colletotrichum orchidophilum
Lineage: Eukaryota; Fungi; Ascomycota; Sordariomycetes; Glomerellales; Glomerellaceae
Exons: 2
Coding region: 1-957 (318 amino acids)
Biological process (GO): mitochondrial phosphate ion transmembrane transport
Cellular component (GO): mitochondrial inner membrane
Molecular function (GO): phosphate transmembrane transporter activity
Source: RefSeq, a predicted model, not a curated record
AUGGCCCAAUCAAAAUCAUCACAGUCGGAACUCCCGACCUUCUCACCAGUCGAUUAUGGAAAGUUCUUUGGCGCCGGCGCCCUCGCGGCGACCCUCACCCACGGUGCCGCCACGCCAAUCGACGUCGUCAAGACGCGCAUCCAGGUCGACGACGCCAUGAAGGGCCUCAACAUGAUCAACGCAGGGCGCACCAUUGUCGCAAAGGAGGGCGCCUCGGCCCUGCUCACGGGCUUCGGCCCCACCGCCGUCGGCUACCUCGUCCAGGGCGGCGCGAAAUUCGCCGGCUACGAGUUCUUCAAGAAGCAGUUCAUCACCCUCGCCGGCGGACCCGACAAGGCCGUCGACAAGCGCACCGCAAUCUACCUCGGCGCGUCCGCCACCGCCGAGUUCUUUGCCGACAUCCUCCUGUGCCCCCUCGAGGCCACGCGCAUCCGACUCGUCUCCCAGCGGGGGUUCGCCACGGGCCUGGGCUCCGGCUUCAUGCGCCUCGCCCGCGAGGAAGGGGUCAAGGGCUUCUACUCUGGCUUCGUGCCCUUGCUCUUCAAGCAGGUCCCGUACGCCGUCGGCCAGUUCUCCGUGCACGAGGCCGCCGUCGAGGUCAUUUACCGCAGCAUGGGUCCUGAGAGAAAGGCCAAGAUGACGCAGCUGCAGUCGACGGGCGUGGAGCUGGCGUCGGGCGUCGUCGCCGGUGUCGCCGCCGCCGUGCUGUCGCAUCCCGCCGACACGCUGCUCUCCGCCAUCAACAAGGGUGCCGGCGACCCGAAGCAGGGCGCCACGAGCCGCAUGUUCCAGCUUGCAAAGGAGUUUGGCCCCAAGCGGCUGUUGCUCACCGGGCUGGGUCCCCGUAUCUUCAUGACCUGCGGUCUGGUGGCUGGUCAAUUCGUCAUUUACGCGCAGUGCAAGGCGUUGGUUGGGGCGCCCCCGGGCAUUGAGAUUCACAAGGAGGAGUCUUUAUAA